This is a messenger RNA of Prunus armeniaca (apricot), 1212 nucleotides long. The record is from the annotation of a GenBank genome assembly. Lineage: Eukaryota; Viridiplantae; Streptophyta; Magnoliopsida; Rosales; Rosaceae.
AUGGACUGGAACUUGAAAGCACCUUCUUGGGAUUUGACUGAACUAGAACAAGAAACCUUUUCCAACUUAGGCACAGUUGAUGGGUCUAGUAGCUUUGGAGAUCAUAGGACCAUCAAAGGCAACUUUUCUGUUGAUUUGAAGCUUGGUCAGUUGGGUGAUUCAGGUAACAAUGAGUUGGUGGAUAUGUUGAAGGAGGCUGGGGGUCCGAAAACUACAUCAUCGCCUUCUGGACCAUCAAAGAGGUCAAGAGCAGCUUACAGUGGAUCUCAGACAGUCUCAUGCCUUGUUGAUGGCUGCAAUUCAGACCUUAGUGUUUGUAGAGAUUACCAUAGGCGCCAUAAAGUCUGUGAGCUCCACUCUAAGACUCCUCAGGUCACAAUUAACGGCCAAAAGCAACGAUUCUGCCAGCAGUGCAGCAGGUUCCAUUCGCUGGAGGAAUUUGAUGAAGGAAAGAGAAGCUGCAGGAAGCGUCUUGAUGGACACAAUCGUAGACGAAGGAAGCCCCAACCAGAACCCUUGUCACGUUCAGGAAGUUAUUUGUCCAGUUACCAAGGUACACAAUUGCUACCGUUCUCCAGUUCACUUGUGUACCCCUCCACCACGGUUGUGAACCCAACCUGGGCCGGAGUUGUCAAAGCUGAGGUUGAUACCGGUCUUCAUAACCAGCAUCUCCAACUGCCAUUGAUAGAUAAACAAAACAUGUUUCUUGGGUCCUCAACCAGCACCAGCAGCACCUACAAGGGAGGAAAGCAAUUCUCACUUUUCCAAAGCUCCCCACUGCACAACCAAACAUCUCAUCAUGGAGCAUCUGUCUGCCAGCCUCUUCUGAAUACCAUUUCAUUCUCAGAAACUGGUGGUGGGGCAAAGAGCAAAAUGUUUUGUGACAGGCUAACAACUCAAAUCCACGAUUCGGAUUGUGCUCUCUCUCUUCUGUCAUCACCACAGACACAGCAGACAUCUGAAAUAGGUUUGAGACACGUGGUGCAGCAGCCUAAUUCAAUAUCUCUGAUGCAACAACGAUUAGGCCCCGGAAGCCUUCAUGGGAACAACAGUGUAGAGCCCAUGGAUUCAGUUCUGGUCUCCAAUGGAAGUGAAGCAAAUGUUAAUUGCCCCGGAAUGUUUCACAUAGGCUCUGAUGGGUCUCUGGGGAACAAUCAACAACAUCAACAUCAACAUCAUGCCCCUCAAACACUUCCCUUCCAUUGGCAGUAG